UGACCGAGAUGGAGAAGAAUAGAGGAACGGUUUCCGGUUUGUUGGAUGUGAUAGAGAGAUAUUCCUAUGGAAAGCCCUCAUUGCAGACAAAAUUAACAAGUGAAAUGAAGAUUUUUAAAAAUGCUGAAGGUGAUUUUGGACGAGUAUCCGCAGUAUCCGAUCGCAUCGUGAUGGCUCCAGAUGAGUGGUGGAUGUGGUAUGGCUCGAGUGCACCAAAUUUACAAAAGUUGGCUAUUCGUGUUUUGAGCCAAACUUGUAGUGCCUCGGGUUGUGAGCGGAAUUGGAGUUUGUUCGAUCAUGUUCAUUCUAAGAAAAGGAACCGACUUGAGCAUCAACGGUUGAAUGACCUUGUUUAUGUCCAUUAUAAUUUGAAGUUGCAACAAAGGAACUACUUCAAGGGUAGAAAUUAUGACCCAAUUGACUUCGAGAAGUUUGCUUCUUAUUCUACAUGGGUACUAGAGGAUGAGCCACCGGCCCUAUCAAAUGAAGAAUUGCGAACAUUUAGACGGGAUUUGCAAAUGUGCAUUCAAGAAAAUGGAAAUGAUGAUUCGUUGGAUUUGCAUUUGGAAGAUGUUGAUAUGGAUGAUGAGGCUGAAGAUAAUAUUGAUGGAGGGAAUGUCAAUGACCGAGUCCAAGAGAAUCCAUUGUUUGAAGCUCCUGAAGCACCACAUGAUGCUGCAGCUGAAGACAAUAUUUGUGGAAAUUAUGGUGGAGAUUGGAGUGCAUGGAAUUGCUGAUGAUAUUGACCGAUUAGUUAGUCCUUGUUUGGUUUGAUUUAUCAACUUGUGAUGGUGAACUAUGACUUAUCUUUAUUUUAUUUUUUUUGUUAAUUUACGUGUGAGAUGUGUGAAGGUUAGAUAGACACUUGUGUGCUAAGGUUGUUGUGGUCUUAUGAGUUAUAACUCAUGUGUUGUAUGUUGUUUCCAAUCCAUUCUAUCUCUUUAGGCGAUUUCUUUUGACAUUGGAAAAGUUUUAACUCUUGAUUAAUUGGGCACUGUCAAAU
This is a messenger RNA of Punica granatum (pomegranate), 1003 nucleotides long. The record is from RefSeq and is a predicted model, not a curated record. Lineage: Eukaryota; Viridiplantae; Streptophyta; Magnoliopsida; Myrtales; Lythraceae.